UCGAUCUCCUGUCCAAUCAGAGCCGCAGAGGGGCGGGACGGGGUCUGACCUUUGAGUAGCCCGUCACCCCAGGGGGGGCACAUAAACCUGAUAUAGCGUCCCAUCAUCUACUAUAACUCCUCAGUCCAGGAGCACAAUUGCUGAUUGAUUUCAGUGGACCAGCAAACCAGUGAGAGGACAACAGGGUUCCCUUUUUUUUUUAAACCUUCCCUUUUGGUGCAGACACAGACGCUGAGCGGCCGACAGCAUGCAGAUGCCAGAGUUCAUAAAGCAGUUUCGGCUGCCGGAGGUGAAUGAGUUGCGGGACUACCUGCAGACCCUGUCCCCCAACACCAUCGUGGGCAUGGGCGCCUUCGCCGCCCUCUCCACCUUCUGGUACGCCACGCGGCCCAAGGCUCUGGAACCUCCCUGCGAUCUAUGGCAGCAGUCUGUGGAAAUUGAGGGCGGCGAGUAUAUCAGGCGGUCAGUCCUUGUGGAGGGUGGCAAGCUGCUGACCUACUACUAUGAGGACGCCAAGACCAUGUAUGAGUUCUUGUUGAGGGGAGAGCGCGUCUCCAACAAUGGACCAUGUUUGGGAGCAAGGAAGCCCAAACAACCAUACGAAUGGCUGUCAUACAAAGAGGUGGUGGACAUGGCUGAGUGCUUGGGCUCCGCGCUGCUCCACAGGGGUCACUCCAAGUCCAAGAACCCGUACAUCGGCAUCUUCUCCCAGAACCGGCCAGAGUGGACCAUGUCAGAGCUGGCCUGCUACACAUACUCUCUAGUGUCCGUCCCCCUCUACGAUACACUGGGCACUGAAGCCAUUGAGUACAUCAUUGACAAAGCCUCCAUCACCACGGUGGUGUGUGACGUAGCGGCCAAGGUAACGCUGCUGCUGGACAGCUUGGCGGGCCGUAAGCACUGCGUCGGCACCGUCAUCACGAUGGAGGAGGUGGAGGCCGAGCUGGUGGAGAGGGGCAAGAAGAGCAACAUCGACGUCCUCAGUCUCAAAGACGUCCUGGCUCUUGGCAAAGAGAACCGCAAGCCCCCAGUCCCCCCUAUGCCUGAUGACCUGGCAGUUAUUUGCUUCACCAGUGGAACAACAGGGAACCCAAAGGGAGCAAUGCUCACUCACAAGAAUGUUGUGUCUGAUUGCUCUUCAUUCAUGAAGAUUAUAGAGAAAAGCUGCCCAAUAUCCAGCAGCGACGUCCACGUCUCCUACCUUCCCCUGGCUCACAUGUUUGAGAGAGUCGUACAGGGGGUGAUGUUGGCUCACGGGGCCGGCAUUGGGUUCUUCCAGGGGGACAUCCGGCUCCUAAUGGAAGACCUGGCUGCCCUGAGGCCCACGGUCUUCCCUGUGGUACCCCGGCUGCUCAACCGCAUGUACGACAGGAUCCACGGACAGGCCAGCUCGCCGGUCAAGAAGUGGCUUCUGGGCUUCGCGUCCCGCAGGAAGGAGGCCGAGCUGAACAGCGGCAUCAUGAGGAACAACAGCAUAUGGGACAAGAUCAUCUUCAAGAAAGUGCAGGCCAACCUGGGUGGCCGCGUGAGGUUAAUGCUGACUGGUGCUGCUCCAGUGUCUGGCACUGUACUCACCUUCUUGCGAGGUGCACUGGGCUGCCAGUUUUAUGAGGGCUAUGGACAGACGGAAUGCACAGCAGGGUGUACUAUAACACUCCCAGGGGACUGGACAGCAGGACAUGUUGGAGCACCCCUUCCUUGUAACGACAUCAAACUGGUGGAUGUUGCUGAGAUGAAUUACUUGGCAGCAAACGGAGCGGGAGAGGUGUGUGUGAGGGGCCCAAACGUGUUCCAGGGCUACCUGAAGGACCCGGAGAAGACUGCGGAGGCCAUGGAUGAAGACGGCUGGCUCCACACAGGAGACAUCGGCAAAUGGUUACCGAACGGAACGUUGAAAAUUGUGGACCGGAAGAAGCACAUCUUCAAGCUGGCCCAGGGAGAGUACAUCGCCCCAGAGAAGAUCGAGAACGUCUACAUCAGGAGCGACGCUGUCGCACAGGCCUUUGUUCACGGGGACAGUCUACAGGCCUGCCUUGUAGCCAUCAUCGUGCCAGAUCCUGAAGUCUUACCCAAAUGGGCUCAGAAGAAAGGCCAUAGUGGAUCGUAUGAUGAGCUUUGCAAAAACAAGGAAGUAAAGAAAGCUAUUUUGGAGGAUAUCUUAAAGCUAGGCAAAGAAGGAGGUCUGAAGUCUUUCGAGCAGGUGAAAGACAUUAGCCUGCACAACGAGAUGUUCUCCGUGGAGAAUGGCCUCCUCACUCCGACCUUCAAAGCCAAGAGGACCGACCUCAAGAACCACUUCCGAGACCAGAUCGACGAGCUCUACUCCAAGAUCAAGAUGUAGACGUCGUUUAUUGGGGAACCAGAACCGAGGGCAAAGCAGGAACUUUUUUCAAAAGGGAGCCUUCCUCAGGGAACAUUGUUUCGUCUGGCCUCUGGACACUCAGUAGCCGCAGGACUGUCUCUCGUGAACGAAUAAAAUGAUAUGAAGAUCCAAAUGGAGCAGGGACAAGUCAGCUAUUUAUGAAUUCUCUGCCCUUUAAACCCGAAAGCCAUAUGUUUUUGUUUUCUCUUUUUGUUUUCUUUUUAAAAAAAACAAAACAAAUGUAUUUAUUUUUUCAUAUAAUAUGAUAUACACAUGAACAUAAACUGUAAGGCCACAUAGACAUGUGUGGUAAGGCACAUAGACAUGUUUGCACCAAAGUGCUUUCAGUUUCAGGUAGUUCACUCCUAUGAAUGAGAACAGCUACCUGUCUGAUUACUCCAAAAAUACGUAUGGUUUAACUAAAAAUGCACUCACCACCAUUCAAAACAAAUAUGUGUCAAGGGAGAAGAUUUCCCUUUUGCCUCUGAUGUAAUGUAAUGUUGAACUCCAUCUCAUCUUCUCUCUUGAUGGAUCAUUGUCCAAGUCAGUUGAAUAAUGUCCAAUCAUUAAUUCCACAUCAAGUGUAAGGUCUGGUGAGUAGGUAGGUAAACAGGGCGCAAAAGUUAGAUAAUACCUGACUUCAUCUGUUUGUGGUUUGUACUUUUCGGAAAGUCCUACAUUGUUUGUUUCCAUAAUUUAAGUCCGCUCACCAUGUGACCUACUACGCUGUGUUGUUAAGAUCCAAAGAUAUUUGACAUCAAUGCUGUCUCUUUCCAGAAAUGUAUUGGGUGCAUGUCAAAUUUGUGCCAUGUGUUGUCUUUGCAUUUCAUGUCACACUAGGCUAUUUUUGACAAACAACAUUUGUCAGCCAUAUUUGUUAUUAAUCUGUCUUUCUGUAAAUCCAAAUUCCCUGUUAAUUGAUUUGAAUUGAAACAUUCCUCAGUUCUUAACCAACACAGUGGUACAGACAGUACGUCCGAGGGAAAGAAACAACAUAUGCCCAGAGCUGUGUAACUCACUAUUACAACAGCAAGCGUGGACAUCUGAAGUUGCCUCUGGUUUGGUGGUUACAGCAGUCAUGAGCAAAGUAUUCAGUGCCUUUUUCUGUUGUCAUUAUUAUUAUUAUUAUUAUUAUUAUUAUUGUGAAGAGAACUACAAAAUAAGUGAUUAAUCCUUACAGAUAUCUAUUGGAUUGUCUGUGGAAAGAGAAUCAGCAACUUGCGAAACAUUGUUUCCGCACAGGUACACAGUGUACAGUAUAUGUCCUUUAUAGACAUUCAUAAUGAUGCAUUGCCUUAGUUACCUCAACCAUGGUCACCAGUUUUUGCUUCUGACUGAUCGAUAUGCACCUUUUCAAUGCUGUUGUAUUGAGAUUGUAUUAUUGAGGACACCAGUGUUGAAUCAUAAUGCCUCUUUUGAUUUGUGAAAGAGGAAAGGCUGCAUGAUAUGCUAGUGUUAUUUUGCCCAUGGAAAUCGAAGAAUGUUUUUUUUGAUGGGCUGUAACUACAGUCAUAGUGAAGUUCAGUGAAAUGUCCUCUCUCUUUGGAGAUAUGUUAAAGCACCAGGGAAAUAGUAAAUCUAUUGGGCCGUCCAUUUUGUCACGGACAUUUUUAUGAAGGGAAUUUAGGUGUGAAAUUAUCAACACUUGAUAAUAUUAUAAAUGUUAAUGGUUGAAAUACAACAACUGAUCUUUAGGUAUGAAUUUGUUAGUUCUGUUUGUGUGUGUGUGUGUGUGUAUUAAAUGUAUAUGUGCACUAUUAACAGUGCAUACGAUUUUGUGAUUGCCACAGCUAAUAAAUACCAUUCAGAUGUCA
This is a messenger RNA of Sardina pilchardus (European sardine), 4176 nucleotides long. Its product is annotated as long-chain-fatty-acid--CoA ligase 1-like. Bases 248 to 2341 code for a protein of 697 amino acids. The transcript is spliced from 21 exons. The record is from RefSeq and is a predicted model, not a curated record. Gene Ontology annotation, molecular function: long-chain fatty acid-CoA ligase activity. Gene Ontology annotation, biological process: long-chain fatty acid metabolic process. Lineage: Eukaryota; Metazoa; Chordata; Actinopteri; Clupeiformes; Clupeidae. Gene Ontology annotation, cellular component: endoplasmic reticulum; membrane.